AGUGAAAUGGACGUGAGGUUUUACCCGCCUCCAGCCCAGCCCGCCGCUGCGCCCGACGCACCCUGUCUGGGACCCUCUCCCUGCCUGGACCCCUACUAUUGCAACAAGUUUGACGGUGAGAACAUGUAUAUGAGCAUGACAGAGCCCAGCCAGGACUAUGUGCCAGCCAGCCAGUCCUACGCUGGGCCAAGCCUGGAGAGUGAAGACUUCAACAUCCCGCCCAUCACUCCUCCCUCCCUCCCUGACCACUCGCUGGUGCACCUGAACGAAGUUGAGUCUGGCUACCACUCUCUGUGCCACCCCAUGAACCACAAUGGCCUGCUCCCAUUUCACCCACAAAACAUAGACCUACCUGAAAUCACCGUCUCCAACAUGCUGGGACAGGAGGGAACCCUGCUCUCUAACUCCAUUUCUGUGAUGCAAGAUAUCCGGAACCCCGAGGGAAGCCAAUACAGUGCUCACCCUCAGAUGACAGCGAUGAGACCUCGAGGCCAGCCUGCCGAUGUCAGACAGCAGCCUGGGGUGAUGCCACAUGGGCAGCUGACCACCAUUAACCAGUCUCAGCUUAGUGCCCAGCUUGGCUUGAACAUGGGAGGAAGCAACGUGCCCCACAACUCACCUUCUCCACCUGGAAGCAAGUCUGCAACCCCUUCGCCAUCCAGCUCAGUGCAUGAAGAUGAAGGAGAUGAGAGCUCGAAGAUCAAUGGCGGAGAGAAGCGGCCUGCCUCUGACAUGGGUAAGAAACCUAAAACCCCCAAGAAAAAGAAGAAGAAGGACCCGAACGAGCCCCAGAAGCCUGUGUCUGCCUACGCACUGUUCUUUCGGGACACCCAAGCCGCCAUCAAGGGCCAGAACCCAAAUGCUACCUUUGGUGAAGUCUCGAAAAUUGUAGCUUCCAUGUGGGAUGGCCUAGGAGAAGAGCAGAAGCAGGUCUAUAAAAAGAAAACCGAGGCUGCAAAGAAGGAGUACCUGAAGCAGCUUGCGGCAUACAGAGCCAGCCUGGUAUCCAAGAGCUACAGUGAGCCUGUUGACGUUAAGGCAUCUCAACCUCCUCAGCUGAUCAACUCGAAGCCAUCCAUAUUCCACGGGCCCAGCCAAGCCCACUCAACGCUGUACCUAAGUUCCCACUACCACCAACAACCAGGAAUGAAUCCUCACCUAACUGCCAUGCAUCCAAGUCUCCCCAGGAACAUAGCACCCAAGCCGAAUAACCAAAUGCCAGUGACUGUGUCCAUAGCGAACAUGGCUGUGUCCCCCCCUCCGCCCCUCCAGAUCAGCCCGCCUCUCCACCAGCAUCUCAACAUGCAGCAACACCAGCCGCUCAGCAUGCAGCAGCCACUCGGGAGCCAGCUGCCCAUGCAGGUCCAGCCGGCCUUACAUUCUCCCACCAUGCAACAGGGAUUUACUCUUCAACCCGACUAUCAGACCAUUAUCAACCCUACAUCCACAGCUGCACAAGUUGUCACCCAAGCAAUGGAGUACGUGCGCUCCGGGUGCAGAAAUCCUCCCGCCCAGCCUGUGGACUGGAAUAACGACUACUGCAGUAGUGGGGGCAUGCAGAGGGACAAAGCACUGUACCUUACCUGA
Molecule: messenger RNA, 1587 nt
Organism: Elephantulus edwardii (Cape elephant shrew)
Lineage: Eukaryota; Metazoa; Chordata; Mammalia; Macroscelidea; Macroscelididae
Gene: TOX
Product: thymocyte selection-associated high mobility group box
Exons: 9
Coding region: 7-1587 (526 amino acids)
Biological process (GO): regulation of transcription by RNA polymerase II; leukocyte differentiation
Cellular component (GO): nucleus
Molecular function (GO): chromatin DNA binding
Source: RefSeq, a predicted model, not a curated record